AUGGCUACCCCUAGUGUCCUAGCUUUUGACGCUGAGGGUCGCGCCAUUGAUUUCGAGGUCUGGUUAGACGACCUGCAGCUGUUCUUACAGUGCGACAGGGCUGACGGCCUUUCUCUCUUUGACCUCACCUCUGGCGCCUCUCCUGCUCCUGCUGCUGAUGCUGAUCCCAGUGUCCGCUCUCAGUGGGCCACCCGCGAUGCUGCUGCACGUCUUGCUGUGCGUCGCCACCUCCCUACCUCUGAGCGUGCGCACUUUAGUCAGUACAAGAGUGCUCAGACCUUGUACGACGCUGUGGUUGCGCGCUACUCCUCCCCUGCCACUGCUGCACUGAGCCGUCUCAUGCUUCCCUACCUCUUUCCUGACCUCUCUGCCUUUCCCACUGUCGCUGAUCUCAUUACGCACCUCCGCACUAGUGACACUCGCUACCGCGCCGCCCUUCCUGCUGAGUUCUGCGCUAAGAACCUACCCCUCAUGUACAUCGCUCUCUACUACGUAGUCGCGCGCCUCCCUGACUCCCUUCGCGUCGUCAGGGACCACUUUCUCGCAGUCUGUCCCACCACCCUCACCGUCGACCUCCUCGAGAAGGCCCUCCUCGCAGCGGAGAAGAGCAUAGUCGCUGUAGGUGCUUCUCGUGGUGACCCUCGCACCCCCAUCUUUGAGGGGUGCUCUCCUUCCCCCUUGCUGCCCUCUGUUGCCUCUGCUGCUGCUGCCGACCUGCUUGGUCUUGAGUCGGUCGGCGCGGCGUCUGCCCCUAGUGGGAGACGUUGCUCCAACAAGGGCAAGGGGGGCAAGGGCGCGGGUGGAGCUGGAGGGGGCGGUGGCGGUGGUGGCGGUGGCGGCGGAGGGAGUGGGGGUGGCGGCGGGACUAGUGGCGGGGGUGGUGGUGGUGGUGGUGGCAGCAGCGGCGGAGACGGUGGUAGUGGUGCCAGCGGUGGAGGUGGAGGCAGCGGCGGAGGUGGAGGCGGCGGAGGUGGAGGCGGUGGAGGCGGCAGCGGAGGAGGCAGUGGUGGUGGAGGAGGUGGAGCUGGUCGGGGUGGUACCCAGCAGCGUAGCGGCAGUGGUGGUGGCCAGCGCUCGCAGCGGCAGCAGCAGCAGCGCUCGCGGGACAUCCCUCCGCCUCAGCAGCUUCGUGAGUGGUACGCUGGGCGUCAGAGGGGUGGGGGUACUGGUCCCUGCACCUACGUUCUUCGUUCCGGCGACCGCGCGGGUGAGCAGUGUGGGGGUGCCCACGCUGCCCAGCGCUGCUUUGGCCGCCUGACGGACGCUUGGCGUUGGCAGUUCCCUGGGGCUACUGAGAUCCCUCGCUGGGAUGAGCUUCUUAGGGCUGGUGUAGCGAUCUUUGAUCUUGAUUUUGAUGCCAUCCUUGCUGCUAUGUAUGCUGUGACUUAUAGUGAGGAGAAUGAGGGUUACCGGUGUUUCCAGCCCAACCCGGGCAUUGGUACUGCUGCGCUAGGUGCUUGUGAGGCUGCUGCUCUAGGUGCCAGUGCGUCUGUGCUCUCAGGUACUGGUGAGACUGCGCUCUCAGGUACUGCGUCGUCCUCGUCCUCCCUCACUUUCACACUUGACUCCGGGGCUUCUCGCUCCUUCUUUCGAGACCGCACUACCCUUACGCCGCUCGACCGGCCGGUUGCAGUCUCCCUUGCUGACCCCUCUGGGGGUUCUGUCCUGUCUCACUUCUCCACUGUCCUCCCGUGUCCGGCUGCUCCUUCGGGCACCCUGUCUGGUCUGUACCUUCCCUCGUUCUCUACAAACUUGGUGAGUGGCGCGGACCUGCAGGAUGUGGGGGUUCACCACUUCACUCCUGCGAGUCAGCAGGUGACCCACUGCACGGAGGCACGCACAGGCCGACACCUGGCCACGUUCUCGCGUCGGCCGGGGUCGAGUCUCUACACCCUGACCGUUGAGUCUCCUCCUGUCCUUGCGUCUGGUCAGGUGGCUGCGUCAGGUCAGGUGCUUGCUGCUGCGUCCCGGUCAGGUCCUGAGUCUGCCCCCUGUUCUUGUCACCUUCUGUCUCACGAGACUCUCCUGUGGCACCACCGUCUUGGCCACCCCUCCUUGCCCCGUCUUCGGAGCAUGGCUUCCCGUGUCCUUGUCUCUGGUCUUCCCCAGUCUCUCCCUCCUCUCCCCUCCGGGCCAGGACCUUCCUGUGUCCCUUGUGUUGAGGGUCGCCUCCGGGCUACUCCUCACUCCUCCCACUUCCCCCCGACAGAGGCUCCCCUGCAGACGCUUCACAUGGAUGUGUGGGGCCCAGCCCCCGUCCGUGGGCAGGGUCACGAGCGCUACUUCCUGUUGGUGGUUGACGACUACUCGCGUUACACCACAGUCCUCCCCCUGCGCAGCAAGGGUGCGGUCACUGAGGUGCUGAUCGACUGGAUCCGCGAGGCUCGUCUCCAGCUCAGGAAGAGCUUCGGCUCUCACUUCCCUGUUCUGCGUCUGCACUCGGACAGAGGCGGAGAGUUCUCUUCUCGCCUUCUACGAGACUAUUGUCGUGCACGGGGGAUCCGCCUGACCUUCACGCUUCCGGACUCACCACAGCGAAAUGGGAUUGCUGAGCGCCGCAUUGGCAUGGUCAUGGAUGUCGCUCGUACGUCCAUGAUGCAUGCGGCUGCCCCCCAUUUUCUGUGGCCGUUUGCGGUGAGGUACGCGGCGCAUCAGCUCAACCUUCACCCCCGGGUCUCUCGGCCUGCGAUGUCCCCAGCCUUGCUGUGGACGGGGAAGGUUGGCGAUGCGUCUGUGUUCCGUGUCUGGGGAUCUCGGGCGUUUGUCCGCGACUUGUCUGCGGACAAGCUGUCCCCUCGUGCCGCUCCCUGUGUCUUCCUUGGCUUCCCCACUGACGCCCCAGGGUGGCAGUUUUACCACCCCUCCUCUCGUCGUGUUCUGUCCUCCCAGGACGUCACGUUCGACGAGUCAGUCCCCUUCUACCGUCUCUUCCCCUACCGCACUCCUUCCCUCCCCCCUCCCCCGGACUUCCUUGUGCCGGUUCCCCCCCCGGUAGACCCCCUCCCCCCUCAGGUUCCUGCCCCCUCAGGUGUGUCCCAGGUAGACGCCGUUGACCCGGUCGAGGUUACUAGUGACUCUGGUGCUGCUGCGGGUGCUGAGCCUGGGGGUGCUGACUCUGGGGGUGCUGUGCGCGGGGGUGCUGAGCCUGGGGGUGCUACUGCUGGGGGUGCUGGGCCUGAGGGUGCUGUUGCGGAGGGUGCGGAGCCUGGGGGUGCUGAGCCGGGGGGUGCUGUGCCUGGAGGUACUGGGUCUGGGGGUGCUGGGUCGGGAGCUGCUGAGCCUGGGGGUGCUGAGUUGGGAGCUGCUGAGCCUGGGGGUGCUGCGUCUGGAGCUGCUGAGCCUGGGGUUUCUCCUACUGCUGCGUCUCGCCGGGAGCCCCUCUCUCCACAGGAGCUGCGCGAGUGGUUCGCUCGCCGCUGGAGGCGUGCUGCUGAGUCUGGAGGUGCUGCUGGAGCUGGAGCUGGAGCUUCUUCGACCGUCGAGGGUGCGUGUGCUGCCAGUCCCGGAGCUGCUGGACCUGCGGGUCCUCCUGGAGCCGGAGCUGCUGAGGGCGUUGGUGCUGAGCCUACUGCUGUUGGUCCUGCCGCUGGAGGUGUGGGUGGCGCUGGUGCUGUCGCUGAGGGUGCUGGUGCUGUCCCUGCUGAGUCUGGAGCUGCCGCGCGGCCUCGGCCGUACUUCGUUCCGCUCCUGCAGCAGCGCCGUGAGCCUGCGUCUCGUCCCGCGUCGCCUGUUCGUGAUGCUCGCGCUAGUGGUCGCAGUUCGCGUCAGCGUCCUCCUCCUGUCCCUGGCACGCACCGGAUGUCUCUGCGUCCGUCCACUGCUCCUCUGCGUGCCCCUUUGCCUUCUCCUCCUGAGUCCUCUCUUCCUGCGCUUGCCGACCCGGAGUCGGACUCUCUUCGUGCUGCCAGUCCUACUGUCACGCGUCUGCUUGCUAGUGUCGUCACUGACCCCUCUUUUGAGUCCACUGCUGCGUCUGCUCUAGUCGCUGAGCUCGUCGACUUUGCUGCUCGCUGUCGUCUCGACUACGCUGCUAGUCUUGUUGCUGAGUCUGCGUCUGUCUGUCCUCCGUCCGUCGGGGGUGAGUGUGCUCUUGGCACGGACGUCCUUGAGGACAGGCAGGAGGAGUUACAGUGUCUAGCGGCUGCUUCACCUCAUCUCGCGUCUUGGCAGGCAGCUAUGGAUGCAGAGAUGGCUUCCUGGAAGUCAACAGGCACCUACGUUGACGCGGUUCCCCCUCCCGGGGCGAACAUCGUCAGUGGCAUGUGGAUCUUCAGGGUGAAGCGGCCGCCGGGCUCUCCACCUGUCUUCAAGGCACGGUACGUCGCUCGUGGCUUCAGUCAGCGGCAGGGAGUUGACUACUUUCAGACCUUCUCUCCCACCCCGAAGAUGACUACUCUUCGGGUGCUGCUGCACAUAGCCGCUCAGCGCGACUACGAGCUUCACUCUCUCGACUUCAGCACUGCGUUCUUGCAGGGUAGCCUGCACGAGGAGAUCUGGCUUCGCCGUUCACCUGGCUUCACUUGGACUUUCCCUCCUGGCACCCAGUGGAGCCUCCGACGGCCAGUCUACGGUCUCCGCCAGGCACCGCGUGAGUGGCACGACACACUGAGGACUACGCUUGCGGCCCUUGGGUUUGCUCCUUCUACUGCUGACCCGUCGCUGUUUCUUCGCACCGACACUUCCAUGCUGCCGUUCUACAUCCUCGUGUACGUCGACGACUUGGUCUUUGCCACAGCGGACACUGCUGGACUCGCCUACGUGAAGUCCGAGCUGCUGAAGAGACACACGUGCACAGACCUGGGUGAGCUGCGCAACUACCUUGGCUUGCAGAUCACUCGGGACAGAGCACGCCGCACCAUUACCUUGACUCAGUCACACAUGGUGCAGCAGGUCCUUCAGCGCUUCGGCUUCACGUACUCCUCGCCUCAGGCCACUCCUCUGCCUACUCGCCACUCACUCUCAGCUCUGCCUUCGGAUGAGUCCGUAGAGUCGAGUGGUCCGUCUGCAGAGCUUGUUGGCUGCCUCAUGUACCUGAUGACCUGCACACGACCUGACCUUGCAUACCCUCUUAGCAUUCUUGCACGCUAUGUUGCUCCUGGACACAGACCAGAGCACAUGGCUGCAGCGAAGAGGGUAUUGCGCUACCUGUGCAGUACGUCGGGCAUGGGGCUAGUGCUUGGAGGGCGGAGUCCAGUGGUCCUUACCGGCCACGCGGACGCUUCUUGGGCUGACGACCAGGCUACACAGCGGUCGUCACAGGGUUACACCUUCAGCCUUGGUUCCGGCUCUGUCUCGUGGCGGUCUACUCGCUCGUCUUCGGUUCUCGGCUCCAGUUGUGAGGCUGAGAUCUACGCCGGGGCCAUGGCUGCACAGGAGCUUUGCUGGCUCACCUACCUGCUGACUGACCUUGGAGAGCCGCCUCGUUCUCCUCCGGUGCUGUACGUAGACAACAAGGCCAUGCUGGCCUUGUGUCGAGAGCAGCUCUUGGAGCACAGAACGAAGCACAUUGCUCUCCGCUACUUCCUUGCUCGUGAGCUGCAGCAGCGUGGUUAG
Molecule: messenger RNA, 5553 nt
Organism: Closterium sp. NIES-65
Lineage: Eukaryota; Viridiplantae; Streptophyta; Zygnematophyceae; Desmidiales; Closteriaceae
Source: the annotation of a GenBank genome assembly